AUGUCUAAAGCACGAAGGUGUGAUCAUCUAAAUGGGUUCAACAGCUUGAAAAGCAAUGUGGGAAUGAAGUUAUCAACUGUCCGAAGAUCUAAUCUUCUUUAUGAUCCUUCUGAUGUUAAAAAUAUCGUUGUGAAGAGACAAGUACCGAGUGUAUUAGAUCUUCUUCACAAUAAACCUCUCAGUCCUCCUACAUCUAAUGAGUUCGCCGUGAAGAGACCAACACCUGGAGGACCAGAUCCUCUUCACAAUGAUCCUCGCAACCCUCUUCCCUCUAAUGAGUUCGUGGUGAAGAGACUAACCCCUGGAGGUCCAUAUCCUCUUACCAAUAAACCUCUCAGUCCUCCUGCCUCUAAUGAGUUCGUCGUGAAAAAACUAACACCUGGAGGUCCAUAUCCUCUUCACAAUGAUCCUCGCAGCCCUCCUGCCUCUAAUGAGUUCGUCGUGAAGAGGUUAACACCUGGAGGACCAUAUCCUCUGCACAACGACCCUCGCAACCCUCCUGCCUCUAAUGAGUUCGUCGUGAAAAGACUAACACCUGGAGGUCCAGAUCCUCUUCACAACGACCCUCGCAGCCCUCCUGCCUCUAAUGAGUUCGUCGUGAAAAGACUAACACCUGGAGGACCAGAUCCUCUUCACAACGACCCUCGCAGCCCUCCUGCCUCUAAUGAGUUCGUCGUGAAAAGACUAACACCUGGAGGACCAGAUCCUCUUCACAACGACCCUCGCAGUCCUCCUGCCUCUAAUGAGUUCGACAUGAAGAGACUAACACCUGGAGGUCCAGAUCCUCUUCACAAAGACCCUCGCAACCCUCCUGCCUCUAAUGAGUUCGUCGUGAAAAGACUAACACCUGGAGGACCAGAUCCUCUUCACAACGACCCUCGCAGCCCUCCUGCCUCUAAUGAUUUCGUCGUGAAAAGACUAACACCUGGAGGACCAGAUCCUCUUCACAACGACCCUCGCAGUCCUCCUAUCUCUAAUGAGUUCGUCGUGAAAAUACUACCUCUUGGAGGACAAAAUUCUAUUCACAAUAAACCUUUCAAUCCUCCAAAUUUUAACGAGUUGAUUACGAAGAAAUAA
Molecule: messenger RNA, 1077 nt
Organism: Hibiscus syriacus
Lineage: Eukaryota; Viridiplantae; Streptophyta; Magnoliopsida; Malvales; Malvaceae
Product: proline-rich extensin-like protein EPR1
Exons: 1
Coding region: 1-1077 (358 amino acids)
Biological process (GO): cell-cell signaling involved in cell fate commitment
Molecular function (GO): receptor serine/threonine kinase binding
Source: RefSeq, a predicted model, not a curated record